AUGAAAUGUUGUGUGAAAUUCUGUGAGAGUAAAUCAACCAAAAUUUCUGAUAUUCGCUUUCACCACUUGCCUAGACCGAACGAUGGUUUUGUAAAUAAUGAAAAUUACUUUGGAAAAAUUGAGAAAAUCAGUCGACUGAAAGCUUGGCAAAAGGCUCUUGGUCUUGGUAAUAACUAUUCAAAAAGCUUUGUGGUGUGUUCCCUUCAUUUCAAGAAAAAUGAUUAUCUAUUACCAGUGUUCCAACUGCUAGGAGGCAUCUCAUGUAAAAAUCUCAAAAAAAAUGUAGUUCCAACUCAAAACUUACCAGUAAAGAAAAUAAUACCUACAAACAGGUCUUUAAGAAAGCAACAACGUGCUAAUAUUCAAAAAACAAAAGUAAACAAUCAAACUGUGGCUACAGUACAAAGUUCAGCUUCCCAACCAUUUGAUCAAGAAAGUAAUUUAAUAAACACCAUGGACAUUCCUGAUUAUAACAGUUCAUUAGAAACCAUCUUGAAGGUGGAUGCUGCAUGUGAAGCCAAACCAGUGAUGAGGGAUGCCGUAUGUUAUAUUAAACCAGUGAUAAAAGACGUGUCACUUGAAACUCAGACAAUGAAUGUUAUCAGUUUUAUUAAAAAUGAUAGUGCAUUAAGUACCAUGACAGGAUUACAAUCUUUUACACUAUUAAAGACUAUUGUAGAAAUUUUGGAGAAAUGUUUUACUUCAAAAGAAUUUGAAAAAAGUAGUUUGGAUACAACGAGCAAAGUUAUAAUGACUUAUAUGAAACUGAAACAGAAUAUGUCUUAUAGCGCUUUAGGAAUACUAUUUCAAAUGUCUCGGCAACACUGUCAAAGAAUUUUUGAAAAGACAAUAGUUAUGCUCAGAAGAACUUUACAGGUGAUGAUUGAUUGGCCCUCAAGAUCAACGAUUUCAAAAAAUCUGCCUUCUUGUUUCAAGGGAUAUGAAGAUGUCCGUGUUAUCUUAGAUUGCACUGAGAUACACAUACAACACACUAAAUGUCUGGAUUGCCAAAUGUCAACCUAUUCCCAGUACAAAGGUGGAUUAACUGCAAAAUUUAUGACUGGCGUUUCUCCUUCAGGUAGUAUAACAUUUGUGAGUAAGAUGUAUGGUGGAAAAUCCAGUGAUACUGCUAUUUUUAAUCAAAGUGAUUUAAUUCAAUUACUGGAACGUGGUGAUGCUGUGAUGGUCGAUAAAGGUUUUCUGAUUGAAGGAACUUGUGAAAAGAAUGGCUGGAAGUUGUAUAGGCCUUCAUAUCUUAGAGACAAACAGCUGAGCAGAGUUGAUACUGAUAAAUCAUGCGAAAUAGCUAAAGCUAGAGUUCAUAUAGAAAGAUCUAAUCAAGGAUUAAAAGUUUAUCAAAUACUUUCAUCAAUGGUACCGUGUGAAGUACACAAACUUCUACAAGACAUAUUUAUUGUAAUUUGUGCGACAGUAAAUCUAAGUUCACCGAUUAUAGCUGAUUCAAAUUUCAUGAAAAAUUCUGUAGAUGAACAUAUUGAAAUGGAACCCGAUCAGAGAGUAUGA
Messenger RNA from Phymastichus coffea, 1524 nucleotides. RefSeq lists its product as uncharacterized. Lineage: Eukaryota; Metazoa; Arthropoda; Insecta; Hymenoptera; Eulophidae. The record is from RefSeq and is a predicted model, not a curated record. The coding region runs from base 1 to 1524 and encodes 507 amino acids. The transcript is spliced from 2 exons.